Messenger RNA from Owenia fusiformis, 1599 nucleotides. The record is from the annotation of a GenBank genome assembly. Lineage: Eukaryota; Metazoa; Annelida; Polychaeta; Sabellida; Oweniidae.
AUGAAAUCAUGGAGGUUGUUUCUGAUGGUGGCCAUUGUGGUUUUGCUCUCAUUGCAUCUCUUACUCAAAAAUGACCAGCAGAUAUCCAGUCAGCUUUUUAGCAACUCAUAUUCACCGUACCACAAGCGUAAACAACUCAGGACAAGGAAUGGAUCAGAGAACUUCAAGUCAAUAGACAAUAAUAUUCUAAGUAGAAGCAAAGACAACUUCAAGCCAAUAGACAAAUAUACUCUCAGGGGAAGCACAGAUAGAGAUAUUUUAGCACGGCUUCAGGAUGCCAUUCCAAAUAAUAACAUUACUCAGGAGAUGUAUGAGAGAGCGUUCUUAUGGAAAGGGAACACGGUUAAGCUGAGGAAAAUAUUCAGAGAGGCAAUUGUAAAGAAAACGCCAAUAUCUAUGGCAACUAUCGGUGGGUCGGUUUCUGCGGGCGGAGGUAUAGAUCAGGGCUCAUGUGAGUUCCCUUGUCUGUACAUGGAAAUAUUGGCACAAUGGAUGAGCACAGUUUUUGGCAUUCCUGUUGAAUCUCGGAACACUGCAAUGGGCGGGGCUAACAGUGAAUAUUUCUCCCAUUGCCUAAACGCACAUGUUUCUAUGGAGACUACUGAUAUUGUCAUCGGGGAAUUCGCUACCAAUGACCAAUUAUCUCAUUCGCAAUCUGGAUUUAGAGAAAUGGGACGGCCACUAGAGGAACUGAUACGCAAUACGAUGAAACAACAACGUGAAAACAGACCGGUUUUGAUUCUGGCAGAUUUUGUUGAUAAGAAGAUUCUUGGUCCAGAGUUUAAUAGUAGUCAUACUUGUUCAUUCGAUCUUGAACAGAAACACUACAAACCAUUAUUGGAAUAUUACGACAUCACUGGGGUGUCGUUAUUUAAUAUGGUUUGCCCAGUGUAUGGUGAACAACUUGGCUUCUAUAGCUCUGACAUAAUUUCUUAUGAUUAUUUCCACCCCAGUCAUCUAUCACAUCACUAUAUUGCGAUCGUUUUAAUCAAAUUCUUUGCAGGAAUCAUUAAAGAGGCUUUGAACCCUUUACCCUUGGGUCUCCCAAAUCCAUAUUUACCCACUCCAGUUUUGAAUAGCACAUGGAUCACCAAUCCCGUAUGCUUCACCAACAAGCGCCAUGAACAGAUUGAUAGUUACAGUAAUCUGUCGGUGACAGAACUGAACGGAUUCCAUAAAUACAUUCUCAGGACAUCCCUCCGCCGGUUUCGCAAAUUUGAGGUAAUGGAGUAUCGCAAAGACUUGUUUAAUGGUUUCAAGGGCAACAAGCAAGGUGAUUGGAUUACAUUGGACCUAGUUGCACCCAUCAGACCCUCUGGUCGUGUCCAGCAGGUCCUUUCACUUGGCUACGUCAACUGUGAAUUCUGCAACGAGACUAUCAUCUCUGUAUGGAUUGGUAUGCGACAGAAACCAAUUUCACCCGUGUUUAAUUUUACGACAUUCAAAUAUUCUCCUGGUACAAUAAUCAUUCAGGUUGAUGACAUAAAUCUCAGUGAUUAUGUAAAAGAACAACAAAGAUUCAACGUCACUAUUAUGCUCAAUGGGUCAUAUGACUUCAUAUUACACGCAGCAAUGAUUGCAUGGAGAUAUAUAAAGUAA